Molecule: messenger RNA, 4153 nt
Organism: Drosophila virilis
Lineage: Eukaryota; Metazoa; Arthropoda; Insecta; Diptera; Drosophilidae
Gene: fz4
Product: frizzled 4
Biological process (GO): non-canonical Wnt signaling pathway; canonical Wnt signaling pathway
Cellular component (GO): plasma membrane
Molecular function (GO): Wnt receptor activity; Wnt-protein binding
Source: RefSeq, a predicted model, not a curated record
AGCCGUCUGCUAUCGAUAAGAACAUCUAGAUGUUCUACUAAACGAUUCAACGCAAUAUUUACAAGUCUCAAUUUCUUGGUUCGAAAGAAGCUAUAGUAGUAAACAUUCAACUAGUGAGCUCGAGAUUUUAUUUCUGCUGGCAAUUUGAAUGCUGAAAAUCAACUUGGCCAAACACAAACGAUGUGACGAACUGCAAACAUAAAUAAAUAUAGAUAUUUUUAACUAGUGCUGUGCCUUAAGUAAACAAACAAGCCCCAAAUUGACGGGAAAAUCAUAAACAAGUGCAAAACUGUGCAGCAGCAAGAGGCAACAGGCAAAAGGCAACAGGAAAAAAGUGUAAAAUUGUAAUUGGGCAAAAGAUAAUCUGCAUACCAAUUGUGAAAGAACAAGAACACCAAACUAGUUUGCAGCAGCGACGUCGACGGCGACAGCGACGGCACGAUAACAAGAACGACGCCAAGGUAGUUAACGAGUUGACAAGGGGAGUCCAGGGGCCAGAUAGGCGGGCGGGCGGUGGCAGCGGCUGCGACGCAUGAGCUGCGCAAAAGAGAUAGCUGUAAUUAACAACGAGUGCGAGUGCGAGUGCGAGUGCGAGCGCGUGGAACCAGUUCUCUUCGAACAGGGUCGGGUAGGGGGGCACUAUGCAAAGCAACUGAACAACAAGCACAAAAACAGCAGCAAUAACUUGGAAUCAGGAUGAACGCAAAAUGGAUGCUGGCAACAUUGCUGCUGCUUGCGCCUGCUGCAAGCGGUGCCAGCAGCAGCACUGGCAGCGGCAUCAUCAGCAGCAGCAGCCACGCCCCGCCCGAAAUCAUCUUCCGUCAAUGCGAACCGAUACGCAUCGAGAUGUGCCGCGGCAUUGGCUACAAUGAGACCUCCAUGCCCAAUCUGGUCGGUCAUGAGCUGCAAACGGAUGUGGAGUACACGCUGCAAACGUUUGCGCCGCUCAUCGAAUACGAUUGCAGCUCUCAGCUGAAGCUUUUCCUUUGCGCCGCAUAUGUCCCCAUGUGCACGCCCAAGGCGCCGGUGCAUUCGAUUGGACCCUGCCGCAGUCUGUGCGAAUCUGUGCGCAUACGCUGCCAUCCAGUGCUGCAGGGUUUCGGCUUUCCCUGGCCGCCGGCGCUUGACUGCGAUCGUUUUCCGCGCGAGAACAAUCACGAGACCAUGUGCAUGGAGGGGCCGGGCGAAACGCAUCUGGCCAUGCAGGACCAUGAGCUUUAUGGGCAGCAGUUGCCCGGCCUUAAGGUGGGCGCACCACUGCCGCUGGAUUGCUCGACUCUGGCCAAAUCCCAUUUGUAUGUGAAACUGCAUCGUUCCGGACGCUGUGCGCCACUCUGCGAAGCAGACAUACUCUUCACGCCCAGCGAGAAGCAUCUGUCCGAGAUCUGGGUAUCCACCUGGGCGUACGCCGGCCUAGGACUCGCCUGUGUGGCCACUCUCUGUCUGGUGCUGCUCGGCGGCGAUAAUCGUGGACGAAAUGCCGGCGCCAAAUGGUCGCGUCUAUUAUCGCCGCUGCUCUGGUGCCACAACAUGGUAACCAUCGGUUGGACGGUGCGUUUCAUUGUCGGACGCACGGGCACCGCCUGCGGCACAGAUCCCCAGGCGCCCAACGAAUCUCUGCUGAGUGUCGAUGGCCUCUCCAAUGCGGCCUGUGCCAGCGUCUUUCUAUUGCGCUACUAUUUUGGCAUGGCUGCCUGCGCCUGGUGGGCCAUUUUAUGCCUGGGCUGGCAUCGCGAUAUACGCCGCAAUAGUCCCGACACCAAAGGUCACGUAGCGCUGCCCGGCAAACGUCAUGGCGGCAGCACCGCCCAGCAGGAUUUGGCGCGCAAUAAUUUUGUUUGUUUUGUGGCCUGGGGACUGCCGGCGUUCCAAACGGCUGCGGUAAUUGUAAUGCGGCUCGUGGAUGCGGAUGAGCUGUUGGGCGCUUGCUUUGUGGGCAAUCAAUCGGAUAAAGCGCUGCAGGUGCUGGUCGCCACGCCCGUCUUUUGCUAUUGGAUAUUUGGCUCGAUGAAUCUAAUCUCUGGCUAUUUGGUGCACUGUCGCAACAAGGAGAUCUUGCGCAACAGCAACGCGUUAAGCUUGCAACAGCAACUGCAGAUGGGUGUGCACAACAGCUCUGGCAUUGGCAUCUUUUUGUUCAUCUAUGGCGCCGCCUGUGCCCUGCUGCUGCUUGCGGUCAUCUAUGAGUUUGCCAACAUUGAUGUCUGGCUAAGUCAACGGGAGACGAGCACACCGCUUUGGCCGUACUUAACGCGCGCUUUCAUGGAGCUUAUGCUGGGCAUUUGCUGUUUCGCCUGGGUGCUGGGUCCCAGCAUAUCCAGUAUGUACAAACGUCAGCUGUCCAUGCGUCCGCUCAAGCAGGCCACAGGCGUGGAACGCGCACACCAUCCACAUCCGCAUCAACAGCAGCAGCUGCAGCUGCAGCUGCAACAGUCGCACGCCCAGCAGCACCAUCAUCAGUCAGCGCUUGACGGGCAGAGCAGCUCGCGUGGCUCGCAUAUUGCAUGCAGCAGCACUGUUGUCUCCUAUCAUUCGGUGCGACCCUCGCAUCAGUCUUUGGUCAGCGCACCGCCGCUCAUCACCAGCCCCUACAAGCAGAAGACACAAACGGGCGCCGGCUCCAUUUCGCUUAACCAAAUGUCCAAUUAUUCGCUGGGCCGCAGCGUACAGCAAACGCCGACGGCGCACUCCACACAUCGCCUCUACUAUGCGCCGCCACAGAAGCAUCAUCAUCAUGGCCAUCAUGCCAACUAUUCCCACUAUCCGCUGCAGUUGCAGCGCUAUGGCAACGAGACGCUGCUGUGAGGUUAAAAUGGUUUCUACGGAAACGAGUUCUUCAAGUCUGAUGCCGCACGAAAUGAAUUGCCAACAGCUGCGGCUGUUUACCAGAACGUUCCUGCCAAGGUCAGCAUAUAGAUCCUAUCCUAGUUUAGCUUUUAAUGCGUUUAGAAAAUUGCAAUUGAAUUAUGCACUAUUCAGCAGCAUCACAUCGGGGUUCAUAAUUUAAUUUUCAAAUCAUAAUUCCUUCUUUUUUUUUUUUUUAAAGAGGUACGCCUAAGGUAUUAGGUAACUAUGAGAAAACGAAGCCUGCAAUUUUAGAUAUUAAAGUACCCCUUCUCAAAAUUGGAAGGAUCUAUGCAGAUGCUAUUCAUAUUUAGGUUAGGUCUGGGUGCUAUGUCCGUCGUUCUAUGCCAGAUAUCCCGAGCCGCAGGGCUGCAAUAAAACGCAUGCAAAACCCGGCCAAACCCUAUCCAUGUGCAUAAAUUUCGCCUCAGCUUAGCAAAGCUCCUUUAAUUGCUACCAUUUUUUUUUUAGCAACGAUCCAAAACACACAAAACCCCUAUCAUCGCUGUAUGUACCCUGUACAUACAUGAGUAUUAAUAUGAUGAGUUUAUUCUGUUUGUUUUUAUUUUUAUUUUUUUAACUAAAGCGCGCUACAUAGUAUUUACAGGCGCUGACUUUUGGGAAUCCCACUUAAACGUAUUUCUGUAACUGUAUUAGUUUAAAAUAAUCUAUGUGUGCGUGCGUGUGUGUGUGUGUGUGUUUACUUACUAUUUUAACUUUUAUGUUGUGUUCCGUUGUUUCGUGUGGGGUGCCAUGAAAUAAGUAAAAACAAAAAAAACACUAAAAGUCACACAUAGAACUUAAUAUGGCUGCAUACGUAAAACCCGUUUUCAUGGAAAUGAAAAACAAGGUUCGCGGUUUGAAUCAACGCUUUGCGUUCAAGGUUAGGCUCGUGCAACCUUGUUUUUCACAUCCAUGAACCCAUGUUUCGGUUCGGGCCUUGCUUUUACACAUUUUUCACGAAACAAUUUCACUUUUUGUUAUUCAAUGUUUUGGUUAUCAUGAGUGCAAUUCUACAAACUAAAAUGAUGAUUAAAAAGUGCAAUAAUAUUUGGAUAAACUAUGUAUAAAAAAAAAAUUGUAUUUUGAGCAAAAAACCGCAAAAACCCAGCUGGCAACCUUGGUGAAAAUAAGCACAACAAAAUAUACAUAUGUAUCGGGCAUUUAUUUUUCUAUAUCAAAACUAUUUCAUGGCACUCCAAUGCAUGUGUAAUAAACAGUUAUUUUACUAUAUUAUUAUUAUUAUUAUUAUUAUUUAGCGCUGCUGUAGGCGUAACCAAAGUACAAUUGAUUAAAUGCUUGCCCCACA